This is a messenger RNA of Penicillium brasilianum, 1391 nucleotides long. NCBI's taxonomy places the organism in Eukaryota, Fungi, Ascomycota, Eurotiomycetes, Eurotiales, Aspergillaceae. The record is from the annotation of a GenBank genome assembly.
GGUCCUAAGUUCCGAGGUCCACGGCCAGUGCCGAUGACGGUCGCAUCCCCUGCCUCUGGACUUUCUCCUCUUCCAUCGUCCUUGUGAGUGAUUGACAGCACAUAUUCACCAUGGCUCCUCGAGAGGAGCUUAUUGCCUCUGCGGUGACCUUCUUACAGGAUCCUUCGGUGGCUUCAUCGCCUAUUGAGAAACGAGUCGCAUUCCUGCAAUCAAAAAAUCUCACGCAAGAGGAGGUUGAUCUCGCCUUAUCGCGAGUCGGCGAAGACCCGGCCGCCGCCGCCGCCGCCGCCGCUGGGACCGUAUCGGCGCCGUCUCAGGGCUACAACUCACAACAGGUUGCUUACCGACCACCUCCACAAUCGCCACAGGGUUAUGGUUAUCCUCCAUAUAAUCAAUGGCAGCCGCCUCCAGAGCCGCCCAAGAGAGACUGGCGGGACUGGUUUAUCAUGGCAACGGUGAUGGGUGGUGUGGGUUAUGGAUUGUAUUUCGUUGGCAAGCGCUACAUUGCUCCAUUGAUAGCCCCGCCGACUCCCCCUCAGUUGGAACAAGACAAGGAGAAUAUCGACGAGCAAUUUUCGCGUGCGUUUGAUUUGAUUGAUCAGCUUUCGACCGAUACCGCAGCCUUGAAGGCCGCAGAGGAUGCUCGCACUGAGCGUCUGGACUCGGCUCUGAAGGAUGUGGAGAAUCUGGUUACAGACCUGAAGAAUGCGUCGCGACGGAGAGAUGACGAGACUCGCCGGAUCAGCGAUGAGGUCAAGUCGUUGAAGGAUGCGAUCCCUAAGGCCUUGGAAGGGGCUCGGGAGGGCAAUGAGAACCGUCUGAAGGAGCUGGGUUCUGAGUUGAAGAGCUUGAAGGUCUUGCUGGGUAACCGACUGGGCGGCAGCGGCGCUGCUCCCACCGUUGGUCGUACCCUCAGCAGCUCUACAAUUACUCCUUCCGUGACUCCUCAGCCGGCCCCCGAGUCCAUCCCUGCUGCUAUCCCCGCCACCAAUGGCCUACAGGCCACCGUGACCCCAGCUGAGCAGGAGCCGCAGCCCGCUGCUGCUGCGCCCGCACCCGCGCCUACUCCCGCGGCCGAUAGCCCUCUCGCCAAAUUAGGUCGCUCUGCCUCCAUCCCGGCCUGGCAGAUGGCUGCUUCUGGUCGAUCCAAGGGCUCUUCUCAGUCGGCCCCUGCCCCGGCGGGUGAUAAGCCCGCUGGCUCGAGCAGUGAGCAGAGUGCCCCUCCCAGCUAAGUCCAGGACUAAGCCUGAACUGAAAUUGUAUACCUCUUCGGUUAGAUGUAUUUACUACUACAGACUCUUAUUAUCAUUCUGGCUUGAACAGUAUUUAAACAUUUUCUUUUUUCUAAGAGUUCCUAUACCUUUCGUAGUUGUGAUAAAUACAACAAGCCU